This is a messenger RNA of Paraphaeosphaeria sporulosa, 587 nucleotides long. RefSeq lists its product as uncharacterized. The transcript has a single exon. The record is from RefSeq and is a predicted model, not a curated record. Lineage: Eukaryota; Fungi; Ascomycota; Dothideomycetes; Pleosporales; Didymosphaeriaceae. Bases 132 to 587 code for a protein of 151 amino acids.
GUCCAUAUUAUAAACAUUCUCUGACAGCACAGCAGGAUCCUGCAGCACCUUUUCUAUCACCUCAAAUCACUCUGAGAUCUUAGGAUACAUCAUAGCGACAUGCUCCAUUCCAAGAAAUUCCUCCACCCACAAUGUCUCCCAUCCCACCCGCCGGCUUCGUCCUCGUCGCAGGCGCAAACUGCUACCUCGCCAGCAUCGCAAUGCAGCACCUCCUCGCCACCUGUUACCGCGUUCGAGGCUCUAUCCGCGACCCUGCAAAACACCGGUGGAUGCUAUCCAACUACAGGCCAGCCUUCGAGCUGGUCGCCAUACCCGACAUCUCGCUGCCUGGUGCCAUCGAUCACGCUGGACAAGACGCAAACGGCGGCGCGCACAUCGCAUCGUCGACGGCGAUGAAGGCCUAUACGAAGGAAGUCAUCGUCCUAGAGAUCAAGGGCUUGAUGAAUUUGCUUGAAGCUGCGUCGAUGGAGAAGAAUUUGACAAGAAUCACGUACAGAAGCAGCCAGACCGCACGCGUGAAGCACGUCCCUAGCAGGAAGUACUACAUUGACAAGAAUCCACUCAAUGAAGACGCGCGGCAGGCGUAA